CAGGUGGCUCAAACAGUAGCAUAGGCAUCUCUGACUCUUGCUCAGCGCUCUUCUUCAACUCAUCAUGCCUGACAUUGCCAAGUCCGACAUCUCCCCCAACCUGGACCGGGACAAGAUGUUCUCAGAGCUCUGGUGGCUGAACUACUGCUUCUGUGAAGGCGUGGGCAUUGGAGCCGUGGGGAAUCCCUUCUUUGGCGGAGAGGCUGUGAACAUUUGCCUGCACUCCAAAUGUGAAAUGACGGACAUUGGGGAUCCUUUCUGUUCCUCUAUGCGCGUGUGCCUGUGCAUCACGGACCAGUGCUCUCUCCCUCCAGCCCCGGGCUCGCCCAUCUGCGUCUGCUUCAACAAGAAGCUCGCAGGUGGCGACGGAUGGAGCGGGCAGCAGCUCUUCGAUUGGUCUACCGGCUUUGGAGACACCUUCUGGAUCUACUACAUCUUCUGCCUGGGCUGCGGCGUGACCGCGCCUUCGGCCAACGGCCGUCCUUUGUUUGCCGCGCAGUUCAAAGAGUUGUGCAUCAAGGGAGGCACGAAGUUGGCGACUCCAAUGGAAGGCGGCAAGCUGUGCUCGGCGGUAAGCACUCGCCUUUGCUUCUGGGAUCAAUGUGCCAUGCCACCUGCAGAGGGCGCUCCGAUGUUCGUGUGCUUCAACUUGCUGAACCCCAAAACCGGGGCGAAGCCGUUGGCCUAUGGGUCUUAAGUCUCUUUUCGUGUGCAAGGGCACCAUCCUGAUACUUUUUCAAUCCUGAACUGUCAAAGAUAGCGACCCCUGCAGGCUUUUCAAAACAUCAGUUUGCCGGAAACUCGCUGCUAAAAUGCCCUCCGCGAGGCGGGACCUUUGCUCUUGAAAUGCGCAAGCGAAUAG
Molecule: messenger RNA, 862 nt
Organism: Effrenium voratum
Lineage: Eukaryota; Dinophyceae; Suessiales; Symbiodiniaceae
Source: the annotation of a GenBank genome assembly